AUGGCUUAUCGUCGUACAGUGGAGAACGAUACACAGCUUUUCCAAGAAAGAGCAUACAUCAUUCCAAAAGUGGUGGAUAGUUAUCUUGGGUUCGUGGGCAAGAUCAACGACCUCACGUCGCUUCUUGUGCGAGUCAAUUUCGAUCUUUCCAACCAGCCAGCCCUGGUGCAGGAACAAUAUCAGAUAGAGAAACUUCUGGGCCUCAAAACAAAGCUAAUCAAACAAUACCUACUUUUAAGAGAGUAUGUCAUCAGUAAUACCCAGCAUUUGAAGAGCCUUAUUUUACAAUAUAAAGAAAUCGAAGCGGAGAUCGCAAAAAUGGCGUCGCUCAAAAAGAAAGACCGUGCUUUGGAAGCAGAAAAGCAAAAGAUCAAAGACUCGCUAGAUAAGAUCUCUGCUAACCGGGCAAUGACCCAAAAUAUUGAGCGGGCGUUGAGAUCGAUGCGCGACGCCAAGGACAAAUCGUUUUCUAAAACCGAACUUAUAGAAUUAUUCGAUGGCGAUGAAGCCAAAGUCGACGAGAUUCUUUUGAAAUUGAAAUCGCGUCAAUACUACGAUAAGCUUCGUAGUAGAGGAGCCAACGACGUUGAGAAGUACUCUUUCAAAGUGAAGCUCGACUAUUCUUUGGAAUUUCUACUCAAGAUGAAUGGGGUCCUUGAAGGACAGAUCGAAGUGGCAAAGAGCUCUGUGGUCAGCAAUAGAAACGCCUGGGAAGAGUUGAGUAAUAAGAUCAAUUCUUUGAGUGAGAAGUUGAUGGAAUUGGCGUAA
Saccharomycopsis crataegensis is the source of this 768-nucleotide messenger RNA. RefSeq lists its product as uncharacterized. Lineage: Eukaryota; Fungi; Ascomycota; Saccharomycetes; Ascoideales; Saccharomycopsidaceae. The transcript is spliced from 2 exons. Bases 1 to 768 code for a protein of 255 amino acids. The record is from RefSeq and is a predicted model, not a curated record.